UGUGGGGAUCCCUCCCAUCCCUCCCCUGUGGCUGAUCCCAUCGUUCCCUGGAUCAUUCCUGGAGUGUGGGGAUCCCUCCCAUCCCUCCCCCGUGGCUGAUCCCGGCGUUCCCGCAGCCUCCCGGGCCGACCCCGUGCGCGACAUCCGCUGCGAGUUCUGCGGGGAGUUCUUCGAGAACCGGAAAGGUCUCUCGAGCCACGCGCGCUCCCACCUGCGCCAGAUGGGGGUCACCGAGUGGUCCGUCAACGGCUCCCCCAUCGACACCCUCCGGGAGAUCCUCAGGAAGAAAUCCAAGCCCUGCCUCAUCAAGAAGGAGCCGCUGGCGCCCGGCCUGGAGCCCCCCAAGGCGCUGGGGGAGGACGGGAUGGAUCCCAAGGCGCCGGCGGCGCCGGGGGCCGGGAAGGUGCUGCCGGGGCUGUCCCUGUCCCCGCUGGGCGGGAGGCCGGGAAAGCCGGGGGGGACCCUGGCCUUGACCCCCCUGGGAUCCAAAAAUCCCGGAGCGUUCCUGGCUCCCAAGCGGCCGCUUCCCGACGACCGGCUGGGCCCCCACGGGGAAUCCAAGCACAAAGCCUUCGGCCCCCCCGAGCUGCCCUUCAAGGCCAAGGCUCUGCACGACAAGGCCUCCUCGGAGGCGUGCUGCGAGCUGUGUGGGCUGUACUUUGAGAACCGCAAGGCCCUGGCCAGCCACGCCCGCGCCCACCUGCGCCAGUUCGGGGUCACCGAGUGGUGCGUGAACGGCUCCCCCAUCGAGACCCUGCGCGAGUGGAUCCGGCACCGCCCGCACAAGGCCGGCGCCUACCGCAGCUACAUCCAGGGGGGGAGGCCCUUCUCCAAGAAAUUCCGCAACUCCGGCCACGCCCGGGAGCACCGGGGCGGCCCCCUGGCCCUGCAGCCCCCCGGG
Molecule: messenger RNA, 901 nt
Organism: Corapipo altera (White-ruffed manakin)
Lineage: Eukaryota; Metazoa; Chordata; Aves; Passeriformes; Pipridae
Product: protein Wiz-like
Exons: 2
Biological process (GO): regulation of transcription by RNA polymerase II
Cellular component (GO): nucleus
Molecular function (GO): RNA polymerase II cis-regulatory region sequence-specific DNA binding; DNA-binding transcription factor activity, RNA polymerase II-specific
Source: RefSeq, a predicted model, not a curated record